Molecule: messenger RNA, 1490 nt
Organism: Pygocentrus nattereri (red-bellied piranha)
Lineage: Eukaryota; Metazoa; Chordata; Actinopteri; Characiformes; Serrasalmidae
Product: transmembrane protein 211
Exons: 3
Coding region: 525-1199 (224 amino acids)
Cellular component (GO): membrane
Source: RefSeq, a predicted model, not a curated record
ACUAGUACGCACGCGAAGUUGACAGAAGCUUCAGAUGCCGCUCGCGCGCGUAACGGCUGUGCUGGUUCUGACAGCGCGAGGCGAGCGGUGAACUUGCGGCUGUACAACUGCCGUGUUAAAAGCUGUAUUUUGCGAAACCAGAACCGAGGUGGAUUUAUUCGGGUGCCGUUUGUGUUCUCCCGCCUCGUUUGUGUUUUGGGGUGUUGACUUGUCUUUGUCCAGCACUUGACUCCAGUUUUGUUUUCCAGUUUUGUCCGUUGGAGGAGCCGCUCUGCAGAAUUAGCGCUCACGUUGGAUUUACUCCCCUAGUAUUUGGUCAAAGUUAACCAUUUGAAGUCCUCAGCUGCCAAACCAAUGCCCGGGUCGUGCUGUUUACCCAACCUUCACACUCUCUUAGCGGAUUUAACGCCGUAGCUGGGCUCCAUCUCUGAAUCUUAGCCAGCGACAUCUCCUCAGAUGUGACAUUUCCGUGAGGUGCGGGGCGGUUUUUAAACGUUUACUCCCGCGCAGUGAAUGCGCUCCCAAUGCGUUCACUGCUGCUGGCUCGAAAGAGGAAAGAAGCCGGGGUUGGGAUCGCUCUGUCUCCGAGCUCGCUGAGGAUCAUGUUCAGCUGCGUGGGGUGUUUCUGGGUGCUCCUGUCCUCCGCCCUGGUGGCUGUGUGCAGUUUCAGUUUUAUUUCUCCCGCCUGGAUAGUGAAGGAGCACGCCAGGAGCGAGGACUCGGUCAGCUUCGGCCUCCUGUGGCACUGCUCCGAGUCUCUGGACCACAUGUACCGCUGCUACACGUUUGGUGGACUGGGCAAGUUCGCCGAGAUACCGUCGAGCUCUUGGCAGACAAGUGCAGUGCUCUGCUCUGGAGGUUGUGCGCUGUUGGCGGUCAGCUCCCUGCUGGCCAUCAUCACCAUCUUCCUGCCCAGCGGUGCCUGUGAGAGGAGGAUCUGCACACUGGCUGGCUACAUGCAAAUGGCUGCAGUGUUCAUCAUGGCAUCUGGUCUGCUGGUGUAUCCUUUUGGCCUAAACUCUAGCCUGGUCAAGUCAUUCUGUGGAGACUCCGAUAUCUACUAUGCCGGGGAGUGCCAGAUAGGCUGGGGCUACAUGCUGGCCAUAGUGGGCGUGAUGCUCACCCUAUUCCUUCCCUUUUUUGCCAAGUAUGCCCCCAAAGAGCAGCUUUCCCCCACCCCGCUGCCCACACUUUUAUAAAGGCUCUGCCUUGGCGCAUUGUAUCUGCUCUUAUCUUCAAUUUUUCAAUUCUAGGAAGCAGAUCUGCAUUUCCAUAUCUUUUGUUUUUGAUGAUGAUGAUGAUGAUAAUGAAGCCACUUUGGAAUAAGUGUGCCCAGAAGAGCCAUUCUUUUCAUUGUGUGAUGUGCUACAUUGUCUUCCCUCAUUUGAUAAGCUACGUCCAUGUCGGGCAUCCCUCAUAGUGAAAAACAUUUUCUGAAACCUCAUUUGGGAUUUGAAACGAAAACUGACGCCUCGCCUCGCCUCCCCCGA